This is a messenger RNA of Chelonoidis abingdonii (Abingdon island giant tortoise), 1176 nucleotides long. NCBI's taxonomy places the organism in Eukaryota, Metazoa, Chordata, Testudines, Testudinidae. The record is from RefSeq and is a predicted model, not a curated record.
AUGGGCUCACGGUGCGGCCUGCAGGGGAUGAGUAGGUGGGCUCAUUGUGUGGCCUACAGGGGGCGACAGGAAAUCCUCAAGAGAAAGAGAAAAAAUACAUUCAGUGAGUGUGGGAAAAACUUAAGUGACUACUCAGUCAUUACAAAGCAUCAGAGAAUCUGCACAGGGGUGAGGCCCUAUGAAUGCAGUGAGUGUGGAAAAUGCUUCACUAAGAUAUCAGCCCUUUCUGAACAUUGGAGAAUCCACACAGGAGAGAGGCCCUAUGAAUGCAGUGAGUGUAGAAAAUGCUUCACUAAGAGCUCAGCCCUUUCUGAACAUCAGAGAAUCCACACAGGGGAGAGGCCUUAUGAAUGCAGUGAGUGUGGGAAAAACUUCACUUACAGAUCAGGCCUUUUUAACCAUCAGAAAAUCCACACAGGGGAGAGUCCCUAUGAAUGCUGUGAGUGUGGGAAAACCUUCAAUCGCAGCUCACACCUUAUUAGGCAUCAGAGAAUCCAUACGGGGGUGAGGCCCUAUGAAUGCAGUGAGUGUGGGGAAAGCUUCACUAACAGUUCAGCCCUUUCUGAACAUCACAGAAUCCACACAGGGGAGAGGCCCUAUGAAUGCAGUGAGUGUGGGAAAGACUUCACUCGCAGAUCAGGCCUUUUUCAACAUCUGAGAAUCCACACAGGAGAGAGGCCUUAUGAAUGCAGUGAGUGUGGGAAAACCUUCACUAGCAGCUCAGCCCUUUCAGAACAUCAGAGAAUCCACACAGGGGAGAGGCCCUAUGAAUGCAGUGAGUGUGGGAAAAGAUUAAAUAACAGCUCAGACCUUUCUAAACAUCAGAGAAUCCACACAGGGGAGAGGCCCUAUGAAUGCAGUGAGUGUGGAAAAAACUUCACUCACAGAUCAGGCCUUACUGAACAUCAGAGAAUGCACACAGGAGAGAGGCCCUUUGAAUGUCAUGAGUGUGGAAAAUGCUUCACUAGCAAAUCAGUCCUUACUAAACAUCAGCAAAUCCACACAGGGAAGAGGCCCUAUGAAUGCAAUGAGUGUGGGAAAACCUUCAUACGCAGCUCGCACCUUAUUAGGCAUCAGAGAAUCCACACAGGAGAGAGGCCAUGUGAAUGCAGUGAGUGUGGGAAAAGCUUCACUAGCAGCUCAGCCCUUUCAGAACAUCAGAGGAUCCACACAGGG